UAUUUCCGCCGAAGACGCAGUUGCAAUCCAGCAGCCGAAUUCGUAGCCGUAUUACAAUUGCGCGUAGUCUGAAGUAUCUGCGCAUUGAUCAGAAGUUAUUCCUUAUAUUUAAUUAACCAUGACAGUUAUUACAAAGCCAAUAUCUGAAAACAAAGUUGAUAAACCUGUGGAGAAACCAUUGGUCGUCAGCGUUGGAGAUGGAGUGGUUUCCGAGUGCCUGGAGGCCGGUAGCGAACGUCUCAACGGAGACCUCCUACAGCCGCCACCCGGCCGGCCAGACGAGGAGGAGCUGUGGUCGUGGAGCAGCGUGAGCGCACGUCGCCACCGUCGUGUGUCUGUCACGACGACCGUGUGCCUCUUCGUCGGCGCCCUCGUCACCCUAGCGGGGAUCAUCAUCGGUGGGGUGUGCGUGCAUCGUCACCUCACGCAGAACAAGGUGGCCCGCUUCCACGGCUGGUGCGGCGUUCCAUUCAACCACACGCGCCUCAGAGCUCUGCCGCAGCCCAUGCACCAGCACCACCUACAGCAGCCUGCGUCUCGUCAUUGGCCGCGCGACGCGGACGGGUUGUUCAGCCAGCGCUUCGACCUGGACCUCGGCAGCGACUCCUACGAGUACAUCUACGUUCCUGACUUCGGCAUCGGCAGGGAGGGCAAGUUCGUCCAUGACUACAAACUGAACCUGACGGCCAUCGUCGACGAGGACGGGAAGCGGUGCUUCGUCUUCCCUCUGGACCAUCUUCUUGUGUCCACCCCGGGCGACACCUUCGCGAUCAUCCGGCGCAUGAAGCAAGGCUUCUACGAGGGCAACAUGGCUGUGGUGAGGGAGAUGCUACGUGUGGUGAGGCCGCCCCUGCGAGACCUGUCGUCCACGGGGCCCUACAUCACCUCCGCCUGCCACGACUACACCACAUAUCGCCUCGAGAAACGCGUACAUGUAAAGACUAUUCGCUUCGAACGUUCGGUCGACACUCCUGAGGAACGCGAAGAGUUUGCUCCGCUGGUGCAGACGCCUAAUCACUUCACCGUCGCUGAAUUCACUGGCAAGGCCAUUGUUGAGUACACGGUCCUAGACGAGUAAAAGGCGUUUGUGACGAAUAAAUCAAGCCCCAGACUGGUAAACAAACUUAUUGAUAAAUUAAGUAGGUCCUCGGUGAGUAAGAAAGUUUUAGACGAGUAGUAAAUCGAGUUCUCGACGAGUUGAUAUCGUUGUUGACGUGUACGGCUGCUGAAAGAUACACGUUGUUGCGACCAUGUUAUAAUUGAAUCGUUAUGGUUUUAAAUGAAUUGGCUGUUCAGUUAACUAAAAUUAAUAUUUGCAUGAUUGGUAGUUGGUACAACCAAAUCUUGGACAGACGUGGGCUGUGGUGACGAGAUCGGCUAAUGGCGUCUAUGUUUUUGGGACAAUGACUUUGCAACUGGCGAUUAUUUGAACGAAAAGGAAGGUAAUGCAUAAAAUUUGUUGAUAUUAGUAUUAAUUAAUGACUUGAGGAGAAGAAAACGCGUGAUUGAUCGAAGCUAUCCGAUCUUUUUAGGUCCAAAUAGCACUAGAAAUGUGAAAUGUCGUACAUGAAGAAACAAAGUUUUCGUCAGAAAAAAAGAUCGACCAUAAAGAUUAGAUUUAGCAACUUGAAAUUGAGGUUGUGGUGUGUUUCGGUUAUCAAUUUCAAGCCGAAACAUGGAAGAACGUCGAGUUAAUAAAAGACUGGCUAAUGUUCGAGGCGACUUGCAACCUGAGAGAUCACCAGUUUUUAGUGUUAAGCUGUCACGUUAUAGAAAUUUUAACAUAGAUCUAUUUAUCCUCCAAUAUUACGCUCAUUGUUCUCAGUGUUACCGUUGGUAAUUUGUGUAAUAUUGUCGUAGUGCUUCAAUGUCAUGGGAAAUCUAUAGGCAUAUCCCAGUUAUUUACAGCAGCACUUGCGAGGGCCUUCAAUAAACUCGAAAACUCGACUUGUUUAAACAAGCGUGGGACAAAUUACUCGUUGCUCUUCACGAAAGAUAAAUUACAUUACAAAUAUAAAAAAUCUUAAAUCAUAUGUUGAUCCUGAAAAAGCAUCAGAAAAACACAGUGAGCAUUCUUUAGUGAACAUAGACAAUGAAUGGUGUGAGAAAUUCUAUUCAUCACAGUGUUUACCUUUCACGUGUGAAUUUCUUUUGUUGAGGUGUUACAGGCCUUUAGAUUUUGUGAGUACCUGCCCAUACAACUAGUGGUCAUUGUUAAUUGACCAAAAUUUAUUAUUAUCAUUAUAAUAACUACCUUCUUGAUUCAGUAUUCAACGGCUUUUAAAUGAGUCUCUAAUUCGAUCAUAAUUAAGGAUUUUAUACCUAUAACUAAGCCUGUUUCUAAAUGUUCCCCGUGAAUGUCGUAGAAAUAUCGCAGGUUACAUGCUGUACGUGACGUGAUCAAUUUCCAUGGCCAAAGAUGUCGCGGAUCCGCGAAUAUCAAAGACCAAAAUCAUGAUUUAUUGUCGUAAAAACAAUUAAUUGGGAGGCAGAAUUUGAAACAUUCAAUGCAUGAAUAAUAAGUCUUUAUUAUAUUCUAAGGUUAAAAUACGUAGUUACCGUGUUAAUAACUUAUGAGGUAACCGCGCAAUUUGAUAUUUGCGAUUACUUAUUCGCAGGAGACUUUGAUUACUUAUUCGCAUUUCGUACUUUGGGUCAUUAAUCUAUUAUUUAUAACAGGAAUUUUAAGACGAGAAGUUACCACUUAAAUUGUUUUGUCAUGAUGUCAAUAAAAGAUCAAUAAUGGUCGGUUAGGAGGCACGUCUAGAGCAAGUAAUUCAUUCAUAUUCAAUUUAUUAAUAGGCUACAAUCAGUAGUCUAUAAUACGGCUCUCAUUGCCACUAAUCGGAAUUGGAUUAAAUUUCGAUUAUGAAACGAAACAUUAUCUCCUUCGUGUUGAAUGUUUCUAGUCACUUACAGGCAUUAGCGUUGCCACCAACAGUCGCAGGUCAACUCGCUGUUCAAGUUUUAGACGGUUUAUUACGUAGCUUUUAGUCUACAUUAUAAUCUGGUUGAGAUAACGCUUUCUUUAGUUAGGAGCAUUUCACCUCAGCAAUAUAUUAUUGCUGAUUAUGUAUUCGCAUUGUUAAGUUUAUUUCCCGAUUUCUUUUCAUUGCAUUUGGAGGUUAUCUCAUGCAUAGAUUGCUGACCUAAUCAAUGCGUUUAGCUUGGUAAAUUAUAAUACUGAUAAAAAAAUAUUCAACAGAUUUCAAGCACGGUGUUAUCUACCUAAAUCCGCUACCAAAGAUGAAUAAUUAUUAUAAUUAACUGCAUACUUUUCCUUUAAUUUCAAGUAGAAACGACAAAUUUUCCUAUUCCUUCUUGAUAAUUCGUUAAUACAGUUUAUUGUCAAUCUCGCAGAAAGCCCCUUCAACCAUUAGAACAUUAAAAAACAAACAAGAAUAAGUAGGAGUUCAUCAAAACGAUUCCUCUUUCCUUUCAAUAAAUAAUCAAUGGUUGUAGGGGAUUUCUUAUCCAGUCAAUUUUAAAAGAAGAUAUUUGUGUGACGAACACUAAACCUAUGGCGAAUUUGACGAAAUUCAUCACUGGAUAAAAUAUUAAACAAAAACCGUUGUACCGGGUUAACUAACACAAAUAAUUGUAGGGAUAAUAAAGAACAAUCACGUACAUGAUUAUUACUAGACUGAGCUACAUGAAGGAGACGAGCUCGACCCUCCCAACUGGCGACAGCAGCAGCAAUUUUCGAGUAAAUUUCAAGUCUCAAACCAA
Messenger RNA from Hyalella azteca, 3729 nucleotides. Its product is annotated as integral membrane protein 2B. Gene Ontology annotation, biological process: negative regulation of amyloid precursor protein biosynthetic process. Gene Ontology annotation, molecular function: amyloid-beta binding. The record is from RefSeq and is a predicted model, not a curated record. The transcript is spliced from 8 exons. Gene Ontology annotation, cellular component: Golgi apparatus; extracellular exosome; plasma membrane. Lineage: Eukaryota; Metazoa; Arthropoda; Malacostraca; Amphipoda; Hyalellidae. The coding region runs from base 119 to 1078 and encodes 319 amino acids.